Ostertagia ostertagi is the source of this 297-nucleotide messenger RNA. Lineage: Eukaryota; Metazoa; Nematoda; Chromadorea; Rhabditida; Trichostrongylidae. The record is from the annotation of a GenBank genome assembly.
AAACUGUUCACUGUACCAUCCUCAGAGGAACAGCAAAAAAUACCAUUUGCACGUGUAAAUCACAACAAGUACAUGGUUACCGAUCGAACAGCCUAUGUUGACUGCAGCAAGACGUUGAAAAUGGACUACAGGCUUAGAUUAAUUAUAGAAUUUAUAUGUGGCCUUGCGAUAAUGUCUGUAUCGUUACCGAAGCUCAUCCUCAUCAUUGAAAGCAUUUCUUUAAUAGCAGUGCUCGGUACGAUAGGAUCAUUUGUGCGCUUGGAGGAUCGAGCUAUGCCUGAAGGAAGAAUACAAUGA